This is a messenger RNA of Penicillium subrubescens, 1011 nucleotides long. RefSeq lists its product as uncharacterized. NCBI's taxonomy places the organism in Eukaryota, Fungi, Ascomycota, Eurotiomycetes, Eurotiales, Aspergillaceae. The transcript has a single exon. The record is from RefSeq and is a predicted model, not a curated record. The coding region runs from base 1 to 1011 and encodes 336 amino acids.
AUGGAACAAGAAUCAAAUCUACACAACCUCCCAAGCUCAGCAGGCUUCAUCGACCGUCUCAUCAACGAGCUGGCCAGAUUCCAAGCGGAUCUACCCAGAAACACCCCAGCUGAACUAGACCCGCCCAGGACACAAAGCACCCACCAGCCGAAGCCACCGCAAAACGCACUAUCACGACUCUCACCAUCCCAACUCGCCAGAGUCAAACCACUACUACUCACAUUACACUGUCUCUUCCCCAAUGAUCUCCUCCCAGCCCUGGACAUCCUGGACCGGAGGCUCGUGCAGAGGCUUGUAGUGCGCGGGGACAAAGUCAAUGCCGUACCAUCGGCAUCGGCAUCUACCCAGGAGGGCCACCCGGGGAAUAAUAAAGAGAUACAACACGAUGAAUCAAACACAGCAAUCAAUCAAACUACACUGGACGAUACCAAACCCGAGGAUACACUCAAAGAGGAUCUAUUUCUCUUUCUGGUAACAUCCGCUUCGUCAGCCCCUGCAUACCCCAUCGGAGCAGCACCGGCAUCAUCAACUACGACAUCAACGUCAACAUACACCACCAUACAACAACCACAAAAAGUCUACGAAGUCCGCCUAAACGCCUGGAACUGCACAUGCCCCACCUUCACGCUCUCCACAUUCCGUGAUCUAGAAUCCCGUCUACACUUUGUCUCCAAGCCCGAUCCAAUUCCCAGCCCCAGGUUCAAGUUCAGCUCGCCUCCUCCAUCCAACACUGCAAUGCUGCGUGACAGGGACGAUGGAUCUGCAUUUACAUCUGCGCCCACAUUUGCAUCUACAUCUGCGCCCGAGUCUGCAUCUGCAGUCUACCCCUUCGGUGGGACAUUGACUUGUCCUACCGACCGGGAUUCGCCGCCAGCAUGCAAGCAUAUUCUCGCCUGUGUACUGUUUGCGCGGUGUCCGGGGUUAUUCGGGGAUGGCGAUGAUGAUGAGGACCGGGGUGUUGAUGUUUCGAUGGAAGAAUUGGCUGGGUGGUGUGCGGGAUGGGGUGGUUAA